Clupea harengus (Atlantic herring) is the source of this 359-nucleotide messenger RNA. Its product is annotated as putative olfactory receptor 4A4. The transcript is spliced from 3 exons. NCBI's taxonomy places the organism in Eukaryota, Metazoa, Chordata, Actinopteri, Clupeiformes, Clupeidae. The record is from RefSeq and is a predicted model, not a curated record. Bases 75 to 359 code for a protein of 94 amino acids.
UUGUGGUAGUUAACAUUGUUUCUGGUAAUUUUCAAAUAUCAAAAAGUUCUUGUCUUAUUCAGCUAUUUUCUGUUAUGACAUAUGGGGGCUGUGAGAUCAUGAACCUGAUGGUUAUGGCGUAUGACAGAUACAUUUCCAUAUGCUUUCCUCUUCAUUAUGAAAAAAUAAUUGGACAAGCUAAAGCACUUAGUACUUGCAUUCCACACCUUGUAGCAAUUGUAAAUUUUUUUAUUGGCUGUUCCUUUGAAGUUUACCAAACAAGUUCCUUGUCCGCUGGAUUCCACUUCAGCAAGUUCCGUGCCACCUGGAUUCUACUCCAGCGUCUCCUAGAGUUCCGUGCUCAGGACCCCAUGUCUUAA